Messenger RNA from Zychaea mexicana, 675 nucleotides. RefSeq lists its product as uncharacterized. NCBI's taxonomy places the organism in Eukaryota, Fungi, Mucoromycota, Mucoromycetes, Mucorales, Lichtheimiaceae. The transcript has a single exon. Bases 136 to 585 code for a protein of 149 amino acids. The record is from RefSeq and is a predicted model, not a curated record.
CGCCACUGUGCCUGAGCUAGUAGUUGUAAUGGCGAAAAAAAGGGAUGAUAAUAAAUGGUUCCACACAACUAAGUGAAAAAGAACUGGGGCUACCUAUUGUUGUGAAUAUAGUAGUCAUAGCACAAAGGAAGAAAGAUGACGAGGCGAUGCUACUCCAAUCAAAAAGGAUCCGAGCCCUUUCAGGUGCUAUCAUUGAGGAGUGGUACAGCAAUGUUUGCCAUACGAACGGAAACACAAGAAGAAAAAAAAAUCUUCUCAGACUCGUACCCGUUCUGGAGCGUUCGUGCGCCACCAAAAGCGUAUAUAUCGAGGCACACACACAAAAGGACAACGCAAUUCCUUUCCAUUCUCUUUGUAGGCCUUCUUUUUUUCUUCCUGACUUGUUUCUUUUUCCUUUUGUUACUCGCAAUAGCUUUCUCGCCUAACUCUUUUUUCACCUCUGCAGAAAGCAACGACUCCUCUAUUGUAUACCAGGCUUUUCGCCACUGCACUUCUUCCCCCCCAUUUCCACCUCGCCUCAUUGUCGACAUUGUCAUUACCAAGAGAGAUUCAGAUAAAGCAAAAGAUAUCCCAGAGUCAGUAUGAAUAUUCGCGUAACGAUAUUGGUGUUGAUUCGCUUGCUGCUAUUUAUUGUCAGUGCGGCGACACUUGCUUGUCAUAUUGGUAAAGAAGUUU